CGCGUCGGCCGCUCGCUCAGUGAGCGGAGCCGCGCAGCGGGAGGAUGGCCUCGCUCGGGUCGGCCGCGGCCGGGGAGCCGGCGGCCGGGGCUGAGGCGGAGCUAGGUCCUCCGGCCCCUCCGCCGCCGCCGCCCGCGCCCGCGCCCGCGCCCUCGCCGUCCGCGCUCGGGCCGCUGCUGCCCCUGCAGCGGGAGCCGCUCUACAACUGGCAGGCCACCAAGGCGUCGCUGAAGGAGCGCUUCGCCUUCCUCUUCAACUCGGAGCUGCUGAGCGAUGUGCGCUUCGUCCUCGGCAAGGGCCGCGGCGCGGCGGCCGCCGGGGGCCCGCAGCGCAUCCCCGCCCACCGCUUCGUCCUGGCGGCCGGCAGCGCCGUCUUCGACGCCAUGUUCAACGGCGGCAUGGCCACGACGUCGGCCGAGAUCGAGCUGCCGGACGUGGAGCCCGCCGCCUUCCUGGCGCUGCUGAGAUUUUUGUAUUCAGAUGAAGUUCAGAUUGGGCCAGAAACUGUUAUGACCACUCUUUAUACUGCCAAGAAAUAUGCAGUCCCUGCCCUGGAAGCACACUGUGUAGAAUUUCUCACCAAACACCUUAGGGCAGAUAAUGCCUUUAUGUUGCUUACUCAGGCGCGGUUAUUCGAUGAACCUCAGCUGGCCAGUCUUUGUCUAGACACCAUAGACAAAAGCACAGUGGAUGCAAUAAGUGCAGAAGGCUUUACUGAUAUUGACAUAGAUACACUCUGUGCAGUUCUAGAAAGAGACACAUUAAGUAUUCGAGAAAGUCGACUUUUUGGAGCUAUUGUACGUUGGGCAGAAGCAGAAUGUCAGAGACAACAAUUGCCUGUGACGUUUGGAAACAAACAGAAAGUUCUAGGAAAAGCACUUUCCUUAAUCCGGUUCCCACUGAUGACAAUUGAGGAAUUUGCAGCAGGUCCUGCUCAGUCUGGAAUUUUGUCAGAUCGUGAAGUGGUAAACCUCUUUCUUCAUUUUACUGUCAAUCCUAAACCCCGAGUAGAAUACAUUGAUCGACCACGAUGCUGCCUCAGAGGGAAGGAAUGCUGCAUCAAUCGAUUCCAGCAAGUAGAGAGCCGCUGGGGCUAUAGUGGAACAAGUGACAGAAUCAGGUUCACAGUUAACAGAAGAAUCUCUGUAGUUGGAUUUGGUUUGUAUGGAUCUAUUCAUGGGCCCACGGAUUAUCAAGUGAAUAUACAGAUCAUUGAAUAUGAGAAAAAACAAACCUUGGGACAAAAUGAUACUGGAUUUAGUUGUGACGGGACUGCUAACACAUUCAGGGUCAUGUUCAAAGAACCUAUAGAGAUCCUGCCCAAUGUCUGUUACACAGCAUGCGCAACGCUCAAGGGGCCAGAUUCUCACUACGGCACAAAAGGACUGAAGAAAGUCGUCCAUGAGACCCCUGCUGCAAGCAAGACUGUCUUUCUAUUUUUCAGCUCCCCUGGCAAUAACAAUGGCACUUCAAUAGAAGAUGGACAAAUACCAGAAAUAAUAUUUUAUACAUAACCUAGUGUUACCGACCAUUCAGUCUAAUCUCAAAAGCAUAAACAACUGGCCACAAAUAGUUUGAGUGUCUUGAGUAUUUAUAAUUACAGAAUAAGAAACAUUUUAGUUUCUUAGAGGAAGUAAAGUUUAUUUAAAUCUCUGCAUGAUUCAAAGGCAGAUUUUCCAUUUUCUUGUAACCCUCAGAGCAAAGAGAACUGAGUUUGUGAAAACCGCAGUCUUCCUGCUUGUCUUGUGUGAUUUCAUAGGUCCACUGACUCGUGAUCUUUCAGUAAUUUGGGAAUUGAAAGAUUUUUGUCAUAUAUAGCAGAUGUGGAUGUUUUCACUUUUUUUUUUAAACUUGUUUUUACUAUUUUGAAAGUUAGGUGAAAUGGGUCAGUAUUCCUACAGAAUUCUUUUUAACUCAAAUAACUAAUUUCGGAAAAUUAAGAAAAUUGACUUUAUAUUUGGGGUUUUGAAAUAUCUGGUUGUUAACAUUUGGAAUAGUGCUAAAAGUAAGCCUAAAAAACACCCAAGAGAAAUUCCAGUACAUUUGCAGAAAGGGUGUUUUGUAAUAGUGUAGUAGUGUAUUGCAUAGUACUGUUUCAAAGCUGUAAGUGGAGUUUGUACAAAUUCACAAUAACUGAAAUAAACAGAUCUACAGGGACAGGCUAAGAUGGAUUCUUUAUCACUCCUAUCCCACUGUGCCUGUCGUGGGUGCUGCCAGUAAUUGCUAGAUGGCUGAGAUACGAUGGAGGUGGAGACAGACACCACUAUAGUGCUGCAGUGACCGGACACAGCAAGAGAGGACAGAAUACUAAGUUCCUAACAGCUGCUCUGAAAUCAAAGCUGUCCAACCAAUACUCCUCCCGAAAAGGAAGGAGGCUUUUCGUCACCUGCAGAGAAAAUGCUUGAUUUUAUCUGUAACCUUGUUAAUGGACUGGUACACCUAUGGUAAGAGUGGGGCAGGAGGAUAUCUGACAGUGUGACGUUUCUACGUUUUUAUAUAAAGCAGAUUUUUAAAGUACAAGUGAGAUAACAUUUUCCUCUUGAAAAUGAUUAUCUUACAAAAAAAUAAACCUUGUAUAAAUUAAGCCGAAAGUGUAUCAGUCUCAGAUAGUUGUGGAAAGUUAUUAAAAAUAAAAAUUCUUCUAAGUAUCAACUUAAGAAUUUUUUCUAAAUAGGAUAUAAAGGAUUUCAUCAAAAGUAAUAUUUUGUAUUUUCACGAGGUCAGGGAGGUGAUGUGCUGGUGGCCAGGGUCUCCUGAAGUUGCUGAAGAGAGGAAACUGUUUUCUGUUUGCUCUGGUACCAUGAUCUUGUGUUGCCAGCCUCCGUUAGCUGGAAUACCUGUGGAAUGUGUGAUUCUGCAUAACUGAAGUUUAGCAAAGACUGUAGUAACCAUUUGGGGAGGUAUUUCUUCCUUAACACGUAUUGCAUGCCAGAGGUAAGUUAGUGCUUUUGACGUUGGGGCAUUCCCAUGCCUUGUUUUUUACUGAACAACUGUAAUGGAAUGUAGUCAAUGGAAGGUACAAGAAACGGAACCACUCACUGACAUGGGACAUCACCUGGAAUUUUUAGAAUAAAUUGAUCCUUUUUGUUUA
Messenger RNA from Peromyscus californicus insignis, 3091 nucleotides. RefSeq names its product BTB domain containing 1 (gene Btbd1). Lineage: Eukaryota; Metazoa; Chordata; Mammalia; Rodentia; Cricetidae. Gene Ontology annotation, biological process: neurogenesis. Gene Ontology annotation, cellular component: P-body; cytosol. The transcript is spliced from 8 exons. The record is from RefSeq and is a predicted model, not a curated record. Gene Ontology annotation, molecular function: protein binding. The coding region runs from base 45 to 1514 and encodes 489 amino acids.